Manduca sexta (tobacco hornworm) is the source of this 4334-nucleotide messenger RNA. RefSeq names its product capon-like protein. NCBI's taxonomy places the organism in Eukaryota, Metazoa, Arthropoda, Insecta, Lepidoptera, Sphingidae. The transcript is spliced from 6 exons. Gene Ontology annotation, molecular function: nitric-oxide synthase binding. The record is from RefSeq and is a predicted model, not a curated record. The coding region runs from base 157 to 2373 and encodes 738 amino acids.
GUGGUACUUGGAGCGACGCGCGACGCACGCGCAAACCACGCCUCCGCCACUUCAGUUGUUUCGUGGGAAUCCACAGCGGCGCGCGUGUUUUGGUGAAAUCUUCUUCCACGUCGAAAGAAAAGGCUACAUGUUCUCGCAACUACUCGGCAUUCCAACAUGUCCAAUCACAGGGACCAUAGUAAACAGAGACGGAACGAUCAUCUGCUGAAACACUUGCCAACCGAAGUCCUCUUGAAAGCCAGAAGCACCCUUGUAUCACUCGGAGGAGCUUUGAAGUCUAAACAAGACAAUCAAAAUCGUUCGAAAACACUUAAACAAGAGACAAAAGAUAAAAAAAAUCAAGAAAGGUUAAAAAGCAGCCGUUCGGAACCUGAGUUUAAUGAUGUCCGAAAGAAACACCGAAGCAGGAUCGAAGAGAGUUCUUCUCGCGAAUUUUCAAGUAGUGUGAGACCCAGGCCUCUGUCAGUCGGAGCGACAAAGCGAUACGAUAAGGAUAUAGAAGACUGGCAUUGUGGUAGUUUUCUGAAAGACCCAUCACCUCUACGUCAACGACAAUUUGAUUCAACGGAGGAAGUGUGUGUUCAAUCUCGGCUUGUUAUACCUGUUAUUGAAAGACUUGGCAAUCCAGAUGUCCCUAUGCAGGAUGUCAGCGAAAGACCGCGAAAGAAGCUUUCCUUUCGUGAACCUUGUGAGGUGGUCGGAAGUAGCAGUGCUACUCUCGGUCGCUCCAGCAAACUAAUGGGGGUGAACAGUCUAACCAGGCGACCGAAUAGAGUAUCACUGCGUACGGAUACACGCUCUUCCAGUCUAGAAGGAUUAGAUUCUGACUUAGAAAGCCAAGCCAUGAGGAUUGUGCGCACCGUUGGUCAAGCAUUUGAGGUUUGCCACAAAAUGCAAACAAACACUCCUGAUCAGCCCGCUCCUUCCACAUCCUCAGCCGUAGACGACAUCGUGCACGUGGACCGCGCCAGCGACAUCCCACCCUCCAAAGAAGGUGCGUCAGAUUGCGGUGCUUCGGAGUCCGCUGCCUCGACCUCCAAGGGGAUUGUGGAGGAGGGAGCCGUCGGAGGGAGAGAGGAGCCAAAAAGACCCACCAAUUUGGAACUACUGCCGCCCCCGCCAAGGAAGGAAGGAAAACGUUCUCCACAGCGGACAAUCGCUGCACCCAGUAUUAAUCUGCCCGAGCUGCCGGAAUGCGUGACUAAAGUCGACCUAACUCCGGGAGUCGACACCGUUGGUGAUACUACGCCGCUCAGUGCUCAACACCAGCUCCAACUCUUGAAAGAGCGCCUGGAGCAACAGGCGCAGCAAACGCGCGCUGCUGUUGCCCAGUUGCUGUUGCUGCGCGAUCAACUUGCUGCUGAGCAGGCUGCUCGUUGCGAGGCUCAGGCGCGUACUCACCAGCUGUUGGUUCACAACAAGGAGUUGCUUGAGCACAUCGCUGCUUUGGUUUCACACUUGCAGGAGCGAGAGAAAGGAUCCACCCGACCAAUCAGCGCUCAGCAACUGACAUUCUUGCCUCAGGCUGAAGGAGGUGUGAACGAGGCAAAAGCUGAUAAUACGGCAUCCAACGGGAACAAGCAAGCGGCCAACUCAGAUGCCCUUAUUAAUCUAUUUGCUCCAACCACUAAAGGCAAUCAGAGCGUCGAGAACAAUAACUUACGUUUAUCACCGUUCUCCUUGUCUCCGGCACCCGAAUUAGCUAAUGGAGCCACCUCAGCGCCAUGUUUCGGCGGGAUGACCAACGAGCAAAUACAGAACUAUCUGAUAUCAAAGUUCCAAGACAUGGGCGGAUUCCCCAACGGCAAUGACCGCAAGCCAAGCAUUAACGCUAAUCAACAGUUUUUCCAAAACUGCAACGCAUUCCCGCAUAUCCCACCACUGACAAACCACUACAGCAGCAAUGACUUAGCCAGCUUACUGAACCAUCAGGCCUACAAAGAUCUAUGUGGGUCUGAUCAACUCGGUGCUACUGCUGCUCAGGCUAUGAGCCUGGGCCAAUCCGAAAAUUCAUUGUGCAGCAACAGCCAGGCCACUACAUCCAAGGAUUCGUCCCCAGAAGGAUUCAGCUCUGACGAUGGUUUGCCAUUCAUUAUGCCACUGUCUCAUAAUGGUACUCUGACUGCUACUGACGAUGAUGGCCGUAUUAGACUUAUUGUGCCGGUUAGUCCCUCAGAGAGUACUUCAGAAGUAGCAGUUGAGGUUCAUCCUGAGCCUCAGACAUCGUCAGGCCACACGUUGAACGUUCCGGGAGCAGAUUGCCCGUCGGCCCCGGGUGCUCCCAUCACGCGCAGUACAAGCGAGAAAGUACCCAACCGUAGCGAGAUGAUGACAGCGCUGCGAUCGCAAUGGACAAGACACACCACCAAGUAAACGACUAUAAUCAACGCGGCCGAUUCAAAGUUGUAUUGUUAUGAAUCUUCAAAGAAACCAAAUGUCUCGCGUCUUUGCAUCUUCAAUGAGCGAUGCAAAUUUUUAUUAAGUUUAUAAUUUUAAAAUGUCUACAAUGUUGUUUUAUAUUGUUUCAAUUUUAUAUGUAAGUAUAAAUGUCGUACCUAACGACUUUUUAAAGGUGCCAAAUUUAAAGCCACUUCAAAUAUUGACUGGCGUAAAUUAUUAUUAGAUUAGAAUAUUAUAAUGAACUUUGUUUACAUAUCAUGACAUGUAGCUACCUAUUCUAGUCCGAAACGCUAUAUUGUUUUAUUUUUGUUAUAAAAUGAGUACUUACGUAUCAAGGAAACAUAUCCUUUAUCAUAUCGGUAUUAAAAUAGGGUUUAGUUUUAUAGGUCAUAUUGUUAGAAUGAAGUGCGAAGCACUCCCAUAUUUAUGCUUCGAUACGCCAUAAAAUACUGAUAUCGACCAGCUUAUUUAUAGCACCGAAUACAAGAUUUUAUUUCGCGUAAGAUUGCAUCUUAAGGCACACAAAUUAUCUGAAUUUGGAAGCAUUUCAUCUAAAAUGAAAUUUAUGUUGGUGACCAUGCUUUUAAAAUACUUUCGCAAAAUAAACCGAUAUAACCAUGACACCGAGUUAAGUUAAUUCUCAUUUUACGUAGUAUAAAGAGCCAGUAUAAGUACCUGGAUAUUAUUAAGAUAUUUAAUUAUUUAUUACAUAACCUAAUUGCAAUAAUCAUUAUACCUACUCUCAAAUCCCAAUGAUACAGAAAACUAUUGCCAAAUGUAAAGCCAACGUAGGAGUUAUUAUAAGAUUAUUACUUUUUAUUUAAAGUAAAUGUUGAAGAAUACGUAUAUAUAUAUAUGGACCAAAGGCUCACAAUUUCACUAAUAACAGGUUUCAUAAAAUACAAUAAUUAUGGAAUUAUCGUAUUUUUUUAGAAAAGCAGAAUUGCCACGGUCGUUUUGCAGAAUAUAUCCACAUCAGCGUAUGCAACUCUUACAACAUAGUAAGACAUAUAAUGAUCUUACUAAUGUAGCAAUUUCAGUAUUACUAUUAAAUUUUAAAAAAAUAUUACUAGAUACCUACUGUCGAAUUUCCAUUUUAGAAUCUGAUUGUACGCGUACUCAUAUAUUAUCCGAAUAUAUUAUGUAGGUGUUAUAAAUUACCGUUUCACGUUAUGACUUCUCACUAUACAUGUGUAGAUUAUUUGAAAUUUUAUUAACAUAAUAUCUAAUGGACAUCAUAUCGAUCUAAAAUGAUCCCAAAGACAACCUAAUAAGGGGAACAUUAACACCGUUAAUAUAAUUAUUAAAGUUUUAUUCUUCAUAAUCUUGAUGUAUCAACUAUAUUUAACAUACCCUUUCUAAAGUAGCAUUCGUUGUCAAGCAAAUCUAUACGUAGCCGAGUAUAAAUGUGUAGAAUUUAAAUGUAUUAAAAAGUCUUUAUGGUAAUUCAGUAGUCAGAGUUGAUUAAACGUGUAUAUUCAAAGCUUCAGUAGAAAAUACAUGUUGCAAGGUAUUUAUCGAAAACAUUAUAUUACAAUUAUAUGAUUAUCGUAACAUAUGUAGAAAAAAUAUAACUAUUUAACUAUAAUUGUCUACUACGUAUAAUAUGCUUGCGAAACAAAUAGUCAAAGAAUAAUCGUGAUCGAGCAAUAUAUUACUCUCAUGUAGCUUAAAAUUAUGGAAAUUAGUUAAUGCAUGUUAAAAUUACCGAGACGGUGUGAGUGUUCCUUGCACACCUAUGUUAAAUGUAUCGCCAAAUACUCUUAAAUAAAAAAUAGCUGUGAAAUGUGUAGUCACAAAUUUUAAUGUUCCGUGUUUGAUGUCUACUUACCAUGUAAUAGAAAAGUAUUAAUAGCCACAUAAUAUUAAUUAUGGUAUCAUUCCAUUUCAUUGUAACUACCUAUUCGUGUGAAAAUAAAAGUACAUUACAAAUG